AAUUUCCUUUUUGCUUUCUUUCCAAAGAUUUAACAACGAAAUUUUUAAUUUUUAACAACAGGAACAGUGCAAAGAUGCCAAACCAAGUGAAACUAAUACAAUAAUCUUUGCGUAGAAAAUUGUGUAUAAAAAGUUUAGGGGGAAUUUCAUUAACUCAAGUACAAGUACAAGUUCAUCACAAGUGCAAAAGCACACUAGGGGUGUUAAGACAACGCGUAAAGUUUUUCUUUUUAACAUUUACAGCGUUGUAAACACCUGCCUGCCCGCCUGUUUGUUUUUACGUGUUUGUAUUAAAUACCUACGGAACCUCCUCAUUCAUUAUGACAGAUUACAGCGAUCUCGACCGUCAAAUUGAGCAGCUAAAACGUUGUGAAAUUAUUAAAGAGAAUGAGGUGAAGGCUUUAUGUGCUAAAGCUCGUGAAAUACUUGUCGAGGAAGGCAAUGUUCAACGUGUCGACUCACCGGUUACUGUAUGUGGAGAUAUACAUGGUCAAUUUUAUGACUUAAAAGAAUUAUUUAAAGUGGGUGGCGAUGUACCAGAAAAAAAUUAUUUGUUUAUGGGAGAUUUUGUGGAUCGCGGUUAUUAUAGUGUAGAAACAUUUUUAUUGCUUUUGGCUCUGAAAGUUCGCUAUCCUGAUCGUAUCACACUGAUACGAGGAAAUCAUGAAUCACGGCAAAUAACUCAAGUGUACGGUUUCUAUGAUGAAUGUCUGCGAAAAUAUGGUUCCACAGCCGUUUGGCGUUACUGCACGGAGAUUUUUGAUUAUCUCUCGCUGUCUGCAAUUAUUGAUGGCAAAAUCUUUUGCGUUCAUGGUGGUCUAUCGCCGUCUCUUCAGUAUUUAGAUCAGAUACGCACUAUCGAUCGUAAACAGGAAGUACCACAUGACGGUCCUAUGUGUGAUUUGUUGUGGUCCGAUCCAGAGGACCAAACAGGUUGGGGUGUGUCGCCUCGCGGCGCUGGUUACUUGUUCGGGGCUGACGUUGUUAUGCAAUUUACACGUACGAACGACAUUGAUAUGAUUUGCAGAGCUCAUCAACUAGUAAUGGAAGGCUUUAAAUGGCACUUUGGAGAAGCUGUACUUACGGUAUGGUCAGCACCCAAUUAUUGCUAUCGAUGUGGUAAUGUGGCGGCUAUAUUGGAGUUGAAUGAGUACCUGCAUCGUGAUUUUGUUAUUUUUGAAGCGGCACCACAGGAGAGCCGAGGUAUACCUUCGAAAAAACCUCAAGCUGAUUAUUUUCUUUAAGACCAGCGAGAGAAGUUGCAACGGACGAACAAACAGACGGUUUAACCGACAGUCUAUUACAAUAAGUGACAGCGAUAGAAAAAAACUGAAAAAAAAAAAUAUAUAUAUAUAUAUAUAUCAAUCAUAAAAAUUGUGG
Glossina fuscipes is the source of this 1380-nucleotide messenger RNA. RefSeq names its product serine/threonine-protein phosphatase 4 catalytic subunit (gene Pp4-19C). Bases 321 to 1244 code for a protein of 307 amino acids. Lineage: Eukaryota; Metazoa; Arthropoda; Insecta; Diptera; Glossinidae. Gene Ontology annotation, cellular component: cytoplasm; nucleus. Gene Ontology annotation, molecular function: protein serine/threonine phosphatase activity. Gene Ontology annotation, biological process: peptidyl-serine dephosphorylation; double-strand break repair via homologous recombination. The transcript is spliced from 3 exons. The record is from RefSeq and is a predicted model, not a curated record.